Molecule: messenger RNA, 1896 nt
Organism: Gracilinanus agilis (Agile Gracile Mouse Opossum)
Lineage: Eukaryota; Metazoa; Chordata; Mammalia; Didelphimorphia; Didelphidae
Gene: SCARA3
Product: scavenger receptor class A member 3
Exons: 6
Coding region: 55-1875 (606 amino acids)
Source: RefSeq, a predicted model, not a curated record
CCAAGAGCCACUCUCACCACCUCCCACUUCUGGCUUCCGACUAGCGACGAAACCAUGAAAGUGAGGUCCACUGGAGGCGACGGAGAAGCCUUAUGUGUAGCUGAAGAGGAACCUGUUGGAGAAGAGGAGGAAAUGCCAGCAUUCCCAUGCACCCAGAAUGGUAAGGCAGGGCCCAGCUGUAGCCGCUGUCAGAAGAACCUGUCCCUGCACACAUCCGUGAGAAUUCUGUACCUCUUCUUGGCCCUCCUGCUAGUGGCUGUGGCAGUGCUGGCUUCACUGGUUUUUAAGAAGGUGGACUCUCUCUCAGAGGAUAUCACCAUCACCCAGUCAAACUAUGAGAAGAAGAUUGUUACGGUGCAGGAAAACCUCCAGGAACUAGACCAGAAAGCCCUAGGCAAUUGCUCCUUCUGCCAUGACACGGGACAGUUGGGACAAGAGAUUCACAAACUUCAGCAGGAGCUGGAGGAAAUCCAGAAGAUGCUUCUUGUCCAGGAGAUUCAGCUGGACCAGACAUCUCAGACGCAUCAGCAGCUCUUCUCUACCAGCAAUCAAAUCACUGCCGUGGUAGACAGCUGCUCCUUCUCCAUCCACCAGGUCAACCAGACUCUGGGGCAAUUCCUGGCUCAGGUGAGGGGCUGGCAGGCUGCCAUGGCUGGACUGGACUUUUCACUAAAGGGACUCACCCAGGAUUGCUAUGAUGUUAAGGCAGCCGUCCAGCAGAUUAACUUCACGGUGGGGCAGACCUCGGACUGGGUCCACAUGAUCCAGCGCAAGACAGAAGAAGAAACCCUGACCCUGCAGAAGAUGGUCAGUGAGUGGCAGAACUAUACCCGACUCUUCAGUGGCCUGCGGGCCACCUCAGCCAAGACAGGGGAAUUGGUCAAAAGCAUCCAGACCAGCCUCAGUUCUGCUUCCCAGCGUAUCAACCAAAAUUCUGAGGGCAUCCACGACCUGGUGUUGCAAGUGAUGGGCCUGCAGCUGCAGCUGGACAAUGUCUCAUCCUUUCUGGAUGACCAUGAGGAGAACAUGCAUGACCUGCAGUACCACACACGUUAUGCCCAGAACCGGACUGUGGAGCGUUUUGAGACCCUGGAAGGCCGUAUGACUUCCCACGAGAUUGAGAUCAAUACCAUUUUCACCAACAUCAAUGCCACAGACAACCACGUACACAGUAUGCUCAAGUACCUGGACGACGUCCGGCUCUCCUGCACGCUGGGCUUCCACACUCACGCCGAGGAGCUCUACUACCUCAACAAGUCUGUCUCCAUCAUGCUGAGCACCACAGACUUGCUAAGGGAGCGCUUCAGCCUGCUCCGAGCCCGACUGGACUUUGACAUCCAGAACCUCUCGAUGGUCAUGGAGGAAAUGAAGGCUGUGGAUGUCCAGCAUGGAGCAAUACUCCAGAAUGUCACUAUCCUAAGAGGUAUCCCUGGACCUCCAGGACCAAGAGGACUCAAAGGCGACAUGGGGGUAAAGGGACCUUAUGGGAGCAGGGGUCCCAAAGGAGACAAUGGCACUAUGGGCCCCCCUGGUCCUCAGGGCCCUCAGGGUCAGCCUGGUAAAGCAGGGCCAGCAGGUGAAAGGGGACCCAUUGGCCUCAAGGGUUUCCCAGGCCUUAAAGGAUCUAAAGGCAGCUUUGGAUCAUCAGGACUAAAAGGACAGCCAGGUCCCAAGGGUGAUAUGGGACCCCAGGGACCAGAGGGACCCCCAGGUUCUCCAGGUCCACCAGGACCCCAGGGUAAGCCAGGGAUUGCUGGGAAAACAGGGGCACCAGGCCAGGUUGGGCCUACAGGUCCAAAGGGUGACCCUGGCAUACAGGGUCCCCCAGGCCUCCCUGGGCCUCCAGGGCUUCCUGGAAACCAGAGCCCCUACUGAAUAGAGUCCAUUUCCUAGAAA